AUGGGCAAGGCAACAGAUCAGAAGCACAAGAUAAGGUCGGCACUGAAGUUACAAAACGGCGGUAUCUUGGUCGAAAUGGCAUCGGAUGAAGGCGCGGUAUGGAUGGCUUCCAAGGCCAACGCAGAGGCCUUCUUGCGGGAGUUGGGAGAAGCAGCAGCCUCCGUCAAAUUGAGGUCGUACAACGUCGUCGCCUACUACGUGCCGCUAAACCUCGACCCCAACAGUGAGAAGGACAGGAGGGAAAUAGAGGAAGUAAACAACAUACCCGAGGGCGGACUCAUGAAGCUAAGGUGGAUCAAGCCCCCGGCGCGACGAAGGACGGACCAGCGCUUCGCCCACGUCAUAGCCACCUUUUCGGAUGCGGACGCUGCCAAUCGGGCAAUAGUGAAUGACUGGUGGCUACCACUUUUAUGA
Laccaria bicolor S238N-H82 is the source of this 414-nucleotide messenger RNA. RefSeq lists its product as uncharacterized. The coding region runs from base 1 to 414 and encodes 137 amino acids. NCBI's taxonomy places the organism in Eukaryota, Fungi, Basidiomycota, Agaricomycetes, Agaricales, Hydnangiaceae. The transcript has a single exon. The record is from RefSeq and is a predicted model, not a curated record.